This is a messenger RNA of Chlamydomonas reinhardtii, 2081 nucleotides long. RefSeq lists its product as uncharacterized. Lineage: Eukaryota; Viridiplantae; Chlorophyta; Chlorophyceae; Chlamydomonadales; Chlamydomonadaceae. The record is from RefSeq and is a predicted model, not a curated record. The transcript has 9 exons. Bases 203 to 1726 code for a protein of 507 amino acids.
ACAUACUGCGCACUGUAUUUGCUCAUAACUCGUUGCUUUCGGACCUGCGUCUAGAAUCUUUCUGAUGCGCGCGUCUAGUCUGUUUCUGCUUGGCUUAUUAGCAGGUGGCUGUUUAUACUACUGUGAAGCUGAUUUUGGGCAGGCGAUUGUCGACGAAGCGCUCGACGCGCUGCAGAAUGGCAACGACGGAGACCCUCGCAGCAUGGAGGACUUGCUCCACUGGGCAAUCUCGCACAGCGAUCCCGCCAAGCUCGCGGCAGCUGCCGAGGAGGCUCAGCGGGUGCAGGUGGUGAAAGACCUGAAGGAGCAGCGCAGACGUGUCAAGGAGCUUCUGGACCACGUGCGCUCCCAGCCCACGGAGGCGGACAUGAUGCGCGAGGGCAUUGACAUCCUGCGCCGCGCCGGCGCCUCCGACACGGAGCUGCUGGCGGCGCUGCAGGCGCUGCAGGUACUGGUGGAGCCCAUCGACAACGCCAAUGACCUGCACCCGCUUGGCGGCCUGUCGCCAGUGGUGGCGCAGCUGGCUCGGCUGGCAGAGGCGCCGGCGCUGGCCACCGCCGCCGCGCACGUGAUCGGCACCGCCGCCUCCAACAACCCCACCUUCCAGCGCGCGCUGCUGAGUCAGCACCCCGAGGUGGUGGGCACGCUGCUGCAGGUGUCGGCGGCUCCGGACCAUGAGUGCUCGGUCAAGGGCCUGUACGCGCUGGCGGCCAUGGUCCGGAACCUGCGGGAGGCGCGGGCGGCCUUCGUGGAGGCAGGCGGCUUCGGCACGUUGGAGGCUCUGCUGCGCGGCGAGGCCGUGUCCCCGCGGGUGAAGCGCAAGUCCCUCAGCCUGUUCAUGGACCUGGUGGACACACAGCCCGCGGCGGCGGCGGCGGCGGCAGAGGCAGGAGCAGCGGCAGGAGCUGCAGGGGGUGCCGGUGGUGGUGGUGAUGUCGAGGCGGGGGCGGCGGCAGACGGUGGCGAGGGGUUGGAAGGAGCAGGCGGCGGCAAGCAGGAGGUCAUUCGCAGGCUGCAGCGGGAGGCGGACCAGCGGCAGCAGCAGCAGCACGGGGACGCGCACGAGGACGCGCACGCCGGCUACGGCCCGCAGGCGCUGGCGGCCGCCGCCAUCAGCACUGGGCUGCCGGAGGCGGUGGUGGCGCUGUUGGCGCAGCCCGACCCAGACAUGCAGGAGAAGGCGCUGCUUGUGCUGCAGCGGCUGGCGGGCGACGGCGUGGCGAGGCAGGUGCUGCGAGCCAAUGGCGCAGAUGAGGCGCUGGUGCAGCUGCGGGCGCAGCUGCGGGCGGACGCGCCUGGGCCCGGCGACGAGGCCGACCCCUACCACGACUACCUGACGGACCUGGCGGCCCAGGUGGCGGCAGCCAUGGCGGCACCAGGGCCCCAGGCGCCGGCAGGCAGCGGCGGCGGCGCGGCUGCUACAGCUGCGGGUGCGGGCGCGGGAGCGGCGGCGGCGGCAGGGAGGAGUGGGGCAGCGGGGGCGGCGGAGGCGGGGAAGGGAGGGAGCGGCAUUGGGAGAGGUGGGUUGAAGGGUGAGGUGGAGGGUGUGGAGGUGCAGCAGCCAGUGCUGGCGCUAGGGGGGCCGUCGCGGGUUGGGCCGCGGCUAGCGGGUGCUGUUGGAGGAGAAGGGGAGCGGGGCACGGCGAAGGGCGGGUCGUGUAGUGUUGGGGAUGGCGACGCCGGGGAUAGUGACACGGGUUCGGGGCAAUGCAGCGCGUCGCGGUGAGCAAGGGAGGUCGCGGGGUCUGUGCUUCCGAGGCACCCCAGACCAAGAAGAACGUGUUAGACUGGUGAACGGUGAGCAAAGCGGACGUGUCGGGUCGCGUGUCGACGCAACGUGAUGGCGAUCGUGAGCCAUGGUGGCCAGAUGUCAGGUUGAGGGGCACGCGUGCAGUCCGAAUUCACGGGCAUAUUGCCCGAGCAUAGGGCAUGGCAAGAGGCCGCCUGGCAGGUGCAGGCCAAGCACCCAAGUGAAGCGAAGCCGUCCAGGGUGCGCGGCUGCGCACACGCACGUUUGCGGCAGCAACCCAGUGUACAUGUUGCAAGUGCUCUCCCUAAACUGAAGCUUUCGGAAUGCGCAC